GUUGAAUUAUUUAUUUGGCAGUCUUACUGGAACUAGUCACUGUCCAAUUGAAAAAUUGGCUAAUGGCAGGCUUUACAUAUCUAUAAUUUGUUAGGGAUAAAUUAUUAUGAAAAAGAGCAUAUAUGAAAUACACAGAUACCUGAAAACAAAAGGAUUUACUCAUGGUAUUGCACUUCAGUUCAUCGAUGGCAUUAUUCCUGUAUUAAUUGGAAUAAAAACAAGUUAUUUGGUUGAUUGUGUACUUUUAGAUCAAAAUUUUGUUCAAUCUUUUCUUGGUUUUUUAGGUUAUCCUAAUAUUCGAGCUAUAUAUUUGUCAGAGCCCAUUGAACAAACAUUCUUUGUGAAUGUAAACUGUUGGAAAGAAUACACGGAAACCAAAGAAUUAUGGCCUCUUGUAAUUGCAUUACCCCAAAAAUAUCGGAAUGAGAAGUUGGAGCAUUGUUUGGUUUGGUAUGUCAAUAGAUUGUUAAAUCUAGAAAGGAACAGGAAGAUGAUUACAGUCCAAGUUCCUGAUUUCACAUGGAGGUUUAGUUACUCUGCAAUGCAGUCAGAGGUCGAAGAGGUGUGCUCCAUUACAGCAUUAACCGGAUGCUUAUUAAAUUAUGGAGCAACUUAUCACUUUUGUUCAAGUGAUGAUUCUCAGAACAAUGGUCUAUCCAAAGAGCCAUUAAAUAUUUAUAGAUUGACAGCUGUUAUUAGCAAGAGUAAUUUUCACUUCUCACCGGUUCUUCAAUUUUCAUGCCCUGUGAAGUUUCAGCAACAAGUAGCAAUCAUUGUUGAACAAUUCAGAUUUAAUUAUCAAAAAAGAUGGGAGCGACUUACCGCUGAGGAAAAAAGCACAUGGGAAGAGUGGAUAAGUUUUCGAUAUUCCAAGCAUGCUUUAGGAAGGAUUGAGGAUAUUUCAUGGGAAUUGCAUGUAGAAACCCAUGUAGAAUCUUCAGUGGUAUUAUAAUGUCAUUGAAUCUAUCGAGGACUUGAACUUUCUUUAAAUAGAAUGCCACGCAAUGGGUCAUGAUUGAAAUCUAUUAUGAGAGUACAGAUUAUAGGUGAAAGCCUUUUAUUUCUCUAAUACUAUUAUAAUAGUUGAAUAGUUAACGCUUUUUUAGGGAAAGAUUAAGAAUUAUGAUUUCUAAACAAAAUGGUUUCAAUCUCAACGAAACUAUUUGAAAUGACUAAACUUACAAUGAACACUACUGGUCUUCUGCGUUUUUAUUCGACUUUGAAGAUCAAUGUUGCAUGCACAAGUAAACAUAAUAUGUUGUUCAAACGAAGCUGUUGGCUUACAUUUAAUUACUCGAUUAACAGAGAAUAGUAAUCACUAUAAGAGUCUGAAUAUUCUUUGCGACAUUUUAUGGACGGAGAAACCUUUAUUAUGGGAAUAGAGUGGUAAAUAGCCUAACAUCAAAAAUAACUCAAAUUGAUUCUCUAUUGACUUUUUACGAUAUAUCAAUAAAAGACGAUGCUUCUUUUUGAUGAAUUGGUC
Schizosaccharomyces octosporus yFS286 is the source of this 1483-nucleotide messenger RNA. RefSeq lists its product as uncharacterized. Lineage: Eukaryota; Fungi; Ascomycota; Schizosaccharomycetes; Schizosaccharomycetales; Schizosaccharomycetaceae. The transcript has a single exon. The coding region runs from base 107 to 952 and encodes 281 amino acids. The record is from RefSeq and is a predicted model, not a curated record.